UCUGCUUCUGGGCACAUGGGAAAGGGUGGGUCCUACUCUGCUUUUUUGGGGUGGGAGCCUGGGCCCAAGGAAGGAGAUACCCAGAGUCCCCCGCAGUUUGAUCUGGGCUCUCCCAGGCUCCUGUGCCUGCAGUCUGACUCCUCCGCUGAGAGUACCAAUCUGCUGCAGUCAUCAGGAGCUCUCAGGCUGACGGCGCAGUGGAGCGUGGAGGAUGAGGAGGAAGCGGCGAGGGAGCGGCGCCGGCGGGAGCGGGAGAAGCAGCUGCGGUCCCAGGCCGAAGAGGGCUUGAACGAUGCCGGCUCCUGCUCAGAGAGUGGCCUUCCAGCGCAGGAAAACCACUACGACUUUAAGCCCUCCGAGACUUCGGAGCUGGAGGAGGAUGAGGGGUUCAGCGACUGGUCCCAGAAGCUCGAGCAGCGCAAGCAGAGGUCUCCGCAGCAGUCCUAUGAGGAAGAGGACGGUGGUGUGAGGGAAGCUGAAGUCAAACUGGAGCAGAUCCAGCUGGAUCAGGAAAGCCUGGAGGAGAUCCGGGAGGAGAAUAUGGCAGUGAGGGAGGAGGAGAGGCUGUACCAUGAGGAAGAUGAUCUCCAAGAGCAACAGGAGGAGGAGAGAGCUGAGCAGGAGGAAAAGAAGAGAAGGAGAAAUGAAGAGGAGGAAACACCAGAAAAACGCCAGAAAGCUCCAAGCCCUGCCAGCCUGGAGGAGGAGGAGCUGUGCUCCGACCACACCGCGGUGUGCUCCACCAAGAUCACGGACCGAACCGAAUCUCUGAACCGCUCGAUAAAGAAAAGUAACAGCAUAAAGAAGACCCAGCCUCCCCUUCCUGUGUCGAAGAUAGAUGAUAGACUGGAGCAAUACACGCAGGCCAUUGAGACAUCCACAAAGGCUCCAAAACCCGUCCGACAACCGUCCCUUGACCUUCCCACCACAAGCAUGGUGGUAGCCAGCACAAAAAGCCUCUGGGAGACUGGAGAGGUUGCAGCUCAGUCCUCUGUGAAGUCACCGGCCUGUAAGGAUAUCGUGGCUGGAGACAUCGUGAGUAAAAGAAGCCUUUGGGAACAGAAGGGCAAUCCCAAACCUGAGACCAGUAUCAAGUCCACUCCUGGGAAAAAGUAUAAAUUUGUUGCAACAGGCCACGGCCAGUACAAGAAAGUGCUGAUAGAUGAUGCGACAGAGCAAUAACGUGCCUGGAGGACCCAUUAACCAGCUGAGCUUGGUCCUGACUCGACGCAACCCUCAAUGCCAAUAUUUCCUCUGCUCCAAGGAAGAUACUCAAAGGAUGUUUCUCUUCUCCUCCUGCCUGAAGUCAGUCUGCUUCAAUAUAGCCUGACUGUCAUCUCUGGGUGCAAGCGACACCCUGUGCUGCCUCCAGUCAGGUGAAAGAAAGUAAAUCAGCUGGCAAAAAUGAUCCCUGUUUUAACCUUCUAAGUGACUCUGUGGCUUUUUUUUUUUUUUAAUCUGGCUCUGCUAUGGAGAUGGGAGGCUGUGGCUCUGCUCCCUCUCUUCAUCAAGUGCUUGAAGGGAAGAAUCUACUGAUCUGCCUAGCUGGCAGGUAUUUUGCUACAGAAUGAAGAAUUUCUAAUCUUGUGGCUCUUGAUGGCUGGGUGGUAGGAGAGAGGAAGCUGAAUAGAAACCAGAUAAAAGAAUCAGUGUUUGAGAAGAGGGCAAUGGGCAGAUCCUGAACAUCAGGAGACUGCAAGGACCUUUUGUCACUACCACGAGUGCCAGCUGUGGUUAAAGUCUUCCCCUGUUUAUGGCAUAGCCUUUUUCCCUCUGCAACAUCUGCUCUGGGGGAUGUCAUCUACUGGUCUCUCUGCAUGUACAUCAAGGCCAAAUUACCAAGUCCUGUUCUUUAGUUUCCAGAUCAUCAUUUUAAUCACAGCUGGGUACCCAUACCAAAAUAUUCCUGCCACUCUUCCAUCCUAACCGUGGCCGUAGAAGUUUAGUUUCAGAUAGCUGCUGCCUUCCUCUUCCUGUUAAAGAGGGACGUGGGCCUGAGGCUUCCUCUUCCAGGUGAGGAGUGUUCAUUCCUGGCACUAUCUCCCUUCUCUGGGAAGGGAUUUGCUUUUCCUCUAGCCUGGGCUCCACUGUGAGGAACUGGAACACUUAUUUGUGGGUGUCAAAGGCAGGUGUGUUGAUAACCUGCAAAUUAUGCUCCUGGAGGAGGACUGGAUAUCUGGGAAAGGACCAAAAUUCCUGUAUGCUGGAAGCUGUCUAGGUGAAAAGGCAUCUUAGUGUGCUGUUGGGGGAGGUCAGGGCUUGCUGUGAACGGGGCCCCUGAAGACGGGCACUCUGAUUUCCAGGCUUUGGGCCCCAGUUCUGUAAACCAGCUCCUGGGGCUCUUCCUGAGCUCUCCUGUGUCUUUACACUUCAUGUUGUUAGCACAUUCCUGAUUUCCUGUUUAAAAUCUGUUCAUGUCCUCUUCCCAUGAAGGCUGUCAACAUAAAUUUGCAACUCGUUUCUGCCCUCCUAGAGGGAGGGCAGCUUCUCUCUCCUCCUGCAUCCAUUUGCUUUUUGCUUAAAUUUACUGCGUGUUCUGAAUAUUUUUUUUGUAAGCAUUUAAUAAAAUUUGAGGAAGAUGUUGUAACAACGGCAA
Messenger RNA from Dromaius novaehollandiae (emu), 2596 nucleotides. It is a transcript of the gene LSP1, whose product is annotated as lymphocyte specific protein 1. Bases 16 to 1182 code for a protein of 388 amino acids. The record is from RefSeq and is a predicted model, not a curated record. Gene Ontology annotation, molecular function: actin binding. Gene Ontology annotation, biological process: signal transduction. The transcript is spliced from 11 exons. NCBI's taxonomy places the organism in Eukaryota, Metazoa, Chordata, Aves, Casuariiformes, Dromaiidae.